Caenorhabditis briggsae is the source of this 2040-nucleotide messenger RNA. The coding region runs from base 1 to 2040 and encodes 679 amino acids. Lineage: Eukaryota; Metazoa; Nematoda; Chromadorea; Rhabditida; Rhabditidae. The transcript is spliced from 9 exons. The record is from RefSeq and is a predicted model, not a curated record.
AUGUUCAGAGAAUGCAUACCUCAUGUUUUGUUAUCCGACUACGAGUGUCCGGAAAUCUUCACCUCAUCGAUCGCGACGACGUCAUCAAAGGGACAGCUACAUUCGGCGCCGAAGGUCUACUAUCAGCCAAGGCCUUCUCGACUGACACAGUGCUCAAAUCUGAGCAAUCGGAGCUACGAACUACCCGAGAUUAUUCCAGAGGAAGUGCACGAGACAAAAAUACCCAGUCCCGUCUCUUUCGAACCACAAUCAUCGGAAUCCGAAGAAGAGCCGAUGGCAGUGUACGUGGAGGAAGAGAAGCGGAUACCUCAAAACGAUAUUGAUUUGGGCGCGUUUGAGUUGGUGGAUUCUGGUCUCACUCCCGAAGCCCUUCUCUCCAAGGACGAACCCGUGAUAUUCCACCAAAGCAUGCCAGUCCACUCCGUCCAUCACGACACGGUACAAACCGAAGCAGCCCUUGCAAACCUGAUGGCAGCCCCAUCGAGUAUGCUAACCAACGCGAUUCCACCAAUCAUGGUCGAAGACAACUACUGUUUCGUGGUGGAUGGAGAACGCGUUCGAAUGGGUGACAUACUUGGAGACGAUCAAUGGUGGAGGCAUACAUCUCGACCGACCAAGUAUUUCUAUUCGGAUGAUUUGAAACAGUUUCAUCGAGUGAACUGUAUAACAGCGAAGGGAAAAGUGAUAACGGCAAAACUGGCGACACAGAUGCCUCAUCAACCAUCAACGUCUAUGUCGGCAUCGGCGUCACAUCAACAGUCGUUAUCAGCGUCGACACAUGCUCAAGUACAUCCUCAGCAUCAUAGUAUGUCCAAUACGCCGAGAUCUUCGAUCUCUGGUGGAACCCAUCAAACAGCCCACACGACUCCAUCUCGGACAUCACAUCACGAUGCGAACAAAGUGCCACUGAACAACGUCUACAAAGUGAUUCGAUUCUAUUCAUUUUGGAAGACGUGCACGUCAUUUCAUCGGAUAGUCACAAUGAUUGAUAAGGUGGUUGAUGAGCCGUCGACGUCAUCUGGAGGCACCACUUUUAAGAAGAGAUUAUUUGUACAGUAUCUUUGGAGAAAUGCAAAGGCAGUUGAGAAGGCGAGAGUUCAGAAGGAGUUUGAUCCGAGGAGGCAGCGAUUGCUCAGAUUUGUGACGGAUCCGGCUGCGCGGAAAAGGUUCCAGAAGAUGUUUGUGGAGGACGAUCUGUUUGCGGUGAUCAUUGAUGAGAAUGGAAAUGAGAGCGAGUCGGAGGAAGAGCUAUCGGAUAGUGAAGAGAAUCAGAAUAAUAAGGAUCCGCAGAAUUUGUUGAGAAAGUUGAAAAUGGAAGUGACAACGCAUCCGGGGAAAGGUGGUCAAGAAGUUCCAGUCUACAGUAAUGAUGAUGAGCAUCCAUUGGAUGGUCCUCACACAAUUCUUCAUGCGGUUCAGUGUCCCAAAAAAUUCAUUGCAACGGUCGCCCCGACAGAAGUGGCUGAUACUGCUUGUUUCGUUUGCGAUUCGAAUCUAGUCUCCAUGCAAAUGAUUGAAGAAGACGCCGAUCACAUCCAUUGGAAACAGACAAUGUCAACGACCCAUUAUUACGCCACGGACAACUGGAAAGACGAUUUCUAUCGAGUGACGCCAUUAAUGUGUCGAGGAGUACUGCGAGGAGCUUAUAAAGUUGGCAAAGAUCGGAGUGGAAAGAUUCAGAGGGUUGAUAUUAUUAGGGUCUAUCGUGUGACCCGUCACUUCAGUUGCUGGAAAAGCGUCCCUGUCUUCCAUCGUGUGAUUUCACUUGUCGAAGCGGCACUCCCCUAUAAACAAAUGACUUCAAAGCAGAAACAAUUGCUGAAAGCCAACGGAAACAAGUUAAUCAAUCGUCUAUUCAUUCAAUAUUAUUGGAGAUUCCAACAAAGCUUCCUCAACCGCGAGCAGGUUCUCAGUGAGUACGCAGAGUCUUCAAAACGAACCCGCGCCAAGAAAUCGUGGAUUCGAGUUGUGAAGAAUGUAGCGAGAUUGAGAGCUGCGACGAGUAUCCUUGCAGCUGCACAUAAGAAUCAUACAUUGUGA